This is a messenger RNA of Humulus lupulus (European hop), 2830 nucleotides long. Its product is annotated as O-fucosyltransferase 27. The transcript is spliced from 10 exons. The record is from RefSeq and is a predicted model, not a curated record. The coding region runs from base 277 to 2313 and encodes 678 amino acids. NCBI's taxonomy places the organism in Eukaryota, Viridiplantae, Streptophyta, Magnoliopsida, Rosales, Cannabaceae. Gene Ontology annotation, cellular component: Golgi apparatus; cytoplasm; endosome.
CAUCUUAUAAUGUGUUUAGACACAACGCUCUCUCACAAAGACACAUCUUCGCACGUGCCACUCUUUCUCUUUUCUCUCUUCUUGUCUUAGUUUCUGUUUUUUCUUCUACUACUACUAUACAUAGCAUUACUACUACUGCUGUUCUUCUCUGUUCCCUGCUUCCCUCUCUUCAGGCCCUGUUAGAGAGAGAAAGAGUGGGAAACUUUCAGAGAGAAAAAAUUGCUUAGAGAGAGAGAGGGGGGAGUUGGGCUUUUGUUGUUCUACUCAUUGGUCUUGAUGAAAGGGGAAGCAAAGAUGGUGUUUAAGUCCAAAAUGAAAUGGGUUGGUCUGGUUGGGCUUGUUCUCUCUGCUAUUUCUCUCUUUGUUCACAUCUUAUUGGCUAGAUUUACAGAUGGGGGUAUUUCAGAGUACCAGUCCACUAUCACAAUCUUCUCUAGACGAUCCAUUGGUGAAGAUUUUUCCAAAACUAGUCGAUUGUAUAAAAGGCUAUGGGGACCAGUGAGGCGUCUUGAAUCUUUGCACCCUGAUGCUAAUCCCAGAAGAUACUAUGCUGAUCCAUCUUCACGUACAAAUAGAUUUAUCUUUGUCAGGAUACAAGGGGGUUUCCACGAGAUCAGGAAUGCGAUAUCUGAUGUGGUAGUCGUUGCUCGAUUUCUUAACGUGACCUUAGUAAUUCCUGAGAUUCUAUCGGCCACAAGUAGUAAAGGAAUCAGUUCUCAGUUCAAGAGUUUUGCAUACCUCUACAAUGAGGACCAAUUCAUGGCUGCAUUAGCAAAAGACGUUGUAGUUGUUAAGACACUUCCUAAACAUCUUAAAGGAGAAAGGAGAAAAAAGAAAAUUCCAGUUUUCAAAGUGCCUUUUGCUGCUUCACCAUAUUAUUAUCAGCACCAUGUUCUUCCUAUGCUAAAGAAGCACCUAGUGGUUGAACUCGUUGUGUCUGAAGGUGGAUGUUUGCAGGCUAUCCUUCCACCCGAACUUGAAGAAUAUCAGAGGCUGAGAUGCAGGGUUGCUUUUCAUGCCCUUCAAUUUCGGCAGGAAGUCCAGGAACUUGCAACUAAAAUAUUAAACAGGUUGCGGGCUCCUGGACUGCCAUUUAUUGCAUUUGAUCCCGGGAUGACUAGAGAUGCUUUAGCAUAUUAUGGCUGUGCUGAACUUUUCCAGGACGUACACACUGAGCUCAUUCAGCACAGAAGAGCUUGGAUGCGUAAACGUGGAAUUGUUAAAGGCAAUCUUAGAGUGAAUUCAGCUAACAAACGUCUUAACGGUUCUUGCCCGCUAAUGCCAGAAGAGGUUGGUAUUCUUCUCCGUGCAUACGGAUACUCGUGGGACACUAUCAUAUACGUUUCUGGGGGAGAAAUCUUUGGGGGACAAAGGACAUUAAUACCUUUUCGUGGAAUGUUUGAGAAUGUUGUGGAUAGGACUUCUCUCAGUACCCCUUGGGAAAUCAGUAGGAUUUAUGGCCGGGAGGCCAACCUUGAAGAUGGUUUUCAUAAGUCUCCCCCUUCCGUGGAAGAAGAGAUGAAAGUUGAAGCUUGGAAAACUGCAGGCCCACGUCCUCGACCACUUCCACCACCUCCAGCACGACCAAAAUCCUAUAACGUUGAAGGUUGGUGGGGUUGGGUGGCUGAGAGCGACAAUGAGCCUGACAGUACGGUUAUAGAAUUAAGGACCAAUGCUCAUAAAUUACUAUGGGAAGCCAUUGAUUAUGUUAUAUGUGUUGAAGCUGAUGUAUUCAUCCCAGGAUUCGAUCGUGAUGGUAAGGGCCAUCCCAAUUUUGCAAGCUUAGUGAUGGGUCACCGGCUUUAUCAAUCAGCUGCAUCAAAAACAUACCGACCAGACAGAAAAAAAGUUGCUAAGCUUUUAGAUGAAAUUCGGGAGCAUCUGUAUCAUGCAAAUCAUACUUGGUUGACCUCAGUGCGCAAGCAUUUGCGAAAAACACUGGUUGAUGGAUUACUAGAAGCAUCAAGAUCAUCAAAGUCAAAAUCUUUCAUAUCUCAUCCAGUCCCCGAGUGUUCUUGCUUGAGGCAUGAUUCUGCUGAAAAAACUACUCAAGCUUCAAGUCCUACCUCUGCCUCACAGGCCCUGGCUGCACUCGGUGUUGUUCAUAGAUGCCCUGUUUGGAUGGACAGCGAAUCGACAUUGCAUUCAAGAGAGAAGGAAAAUGAAGAGGAUUUCGACGAAGAUGAUUCCAUAUCAUCUGGACUGUUUUUUGACCAGGACAGCGAAAACCAAGAAGGUGGUGGAGCUGGAGAGUUAAGCAACAAAGAAGAAGCUCAACUCGAGGAUCAAGAAGAGGAGGGUGGAGAAAGAUGACAGGUAUGCUAUAUGAGUUCUAUGAUCAUUCUUUGAUUUUCCAAGAUAGGAUCAACUCACUCAGCUCGACCGCCUACAAGAUAGUCUUACUCUAGCUAUUGCAAGACAAAGUGGAAAGCUGAGUUUUCCAUCUGUGUUCCGAAAACACAGUGACUCGAAACACAUGCCCUUUUGCUAGGCAGCUCUAUUAUCAUAGAAAGAAAGAAAAAACACUAGUCCAUUGUAAGUAAUUCAAUUCAAUUCCCCACCAUAACCUAUUUGAUGUUAACUUCUUUUUGGCCCCCGAGAAAGCCUUAGAUUAAGUUCCUUGUUGCCUAUAAUAUUAUCAAUAGGUUUAUAUAAACUUUGUCAAGCAAGUGUCAUACAAUAAUGUUCAUGCUUGACACCCAUGAUUAAAAAUAAUUUGUCAGGCCAAUGGUUUGGUUUGUUCAUCAGAAUUAUGGUUCCACUCUUCAUGGAAAUAAAUUGUCAUUCUGGUUAGUAAAUUCACGGCCUUCUUUGAAGGACAGUUUUGCCA